CCAGGCUUCUGUUUUUUCCAAGAAAAAAAUCAGAAACUGAAAAAAAAAAAAAAAAAAUUUACGGCCUGUUGGUUUUUUGCUCUGCCGCUGUGUCUCCAUUUCUAAAGAUUUUUUCUUCCAGCUGACAGAUUAUUCUGCCAGAAUUAGCAGCGGCGGGAGAAGAUAUCGCGGCUGAGCUACGGAAAUCCUGCACACGUCGGCUCCUCGAAAUCCUUAUCCGAAACCUCACUGUUGCCUUAUCUCUCCUCGCUUGAGUUUAUCCAAAUAUUCUCUCUCCAACCCCAGCUUAUUUGUAGUUGUUUUUCGUUAUCCUGAAGACUGCUGCCGGAAACCCUAUCGACUCGUCGCUGGCAAAAUCUUAGUUUUAAUUUUUUUUUUCCGGUGGCAAAUUCACGUUUUCUUCUUUAUGGCGCUGAUUUUGGAUGCCCUAAUUGAGAUUCUGAGGAAGCCGACGAUUGGAGACAUCGUUUCGGAGCUGACUCUUUUCGCCGCGCCACUAUGGAUUGCAGUUUUUGUUGGACUAGUGGUUGGAUGGGCGUGGAAGCCAAGGUGGGCGACUGGGAUGGUCGGUGAAGAGAAAGGGUGUUCCGAUGAUGAUCAUCAGAUGAAACCUAGGGCGAACUCUUACGGUUGCGGUUUGCAGCUGGCUCUGCCGAGUUUGGAUUCUUUGAGGGCUCAGAUUCCGAGCUACCUCACUUGUCUGAUGCCUGAGCAGAUACGUGAGAAAGGAGAGAAGGUUGUUGAUGACUUGAGCCCUCCGCAUCUGGUUAAGAAGGAAUUGGUGGUGAAUUUCGACGAUUUGCAAAACCUUUCUGCUCUUGUUGAGACAACAGAUGGUGGACCUGUUUGGAUUCGUAUGAUGGAAAAGAGCACGCCAACCAUGAGCUAUCAAGCUUGGCGCAGAGACCCUGAGACGAGUCCUCCACAGUAUCGAACCAGAUCUGUAUUUGAGGAUGCAACGCCUGAACUUGUGAGGGACUUUUUCUGGGAUGAUGAGUUCCGGAUAAAGAACAAGUGGGAUGAUAUGCUUUUGUAUCAGUCGCAAUUGGAGGAAUGCUUGGUUACCGGAACAAUGACGGUUCAUUGGGUUCGAAAGUUCCCCUUCUUCUGCAGUGAUAGGGAGUACACCAUUGGGCGAAGGAUUUGGGAAGUAGAUGGAGCUUAUUAUUGUGUGACAAAGGGCGUUCCAUUUCCUUCUUUACCUCGGCAAAACAAACCAAGGCGGGUGGACCUAUAUUACUCUAGCUGGUGCAUUCGUUCAGUUGAGUCACGACGUGGUGAUGGCCAGAAAACCGCCUGUGAGGUGCUUCUAUUCCAUUAUGAAGACAUGGGCAUUCCAUGGGAACUUGCAAAACUUGGUGUUCGACAAGGCAUGUGGGGCUGCGUCAAAAAGGUCGAAUCUGGACUUCGUUCAUACCAGGCAGCAAGAAAAUCUGGCGAGCCUCUGUCCCGUUAUGCAGAAAUCGCUCAAAUUAACACAAAGAUUUCUUCUGGGCGUCUGAGAUCACUGGGAAGCAUCAAUGAUACAUCAGAAGACAUAGUAGACGCUGAAAAGGAGAAGGAGAAGGAGAAGGAGAAGGAGAAGGAGAAGCCUUGGGGGAGCAAUUUGCCUAAGUUUCUUAUAGUUGGCGGGGCUGUGGCGCUUGCAUGUACACUUGAUCGAGGCCUGCUCACCAAGGCGGUCAUUUUUGGUGUUGCCAGAAGGUUUGCAAAGAUAGGGAGGAGUUUGUGAUCUUGAAGAUGGACUGGUAUACAUCAUAUAUCAACUAAUGUUUUUUUUUCCCUACCAGUUCAUUUUGUUGAUAGGGUUCAUGGAGCUACUACCCAUUUGCUACUUGCAGAUGGCACUUAGAGUAGGUAUUUGUGACAGUGAGGCAGAAAUUAGUUAAUAAUAUAUCAAUCAUCUAAAUCCUUCUUAAA
Molecule: messenger RNA, 1920 nt
Organism: Dendrobium catenatum
Lineage: Eukaryota; Viridiplantae; Streptophyta; Magnoliopsida; Asparagales; Orchidaceae
Exons: 6
Coding region: 407-1732 (441 amino acids)
Molecular function (GO): lipid binding
Source: RefSeq, a predicted model, not a curated record